AUGUAUAACACGACCUUCAACAGAACCAUGUCUACAGAGGAACCUCCAAAUUACGAAGACGCAAACUCAACUCAUUCAUCUACAAGCGGGAAUGUCCCAACUUCGCACAGUUCUUCCGGAACGGUAUCUUCCAGUCAGAAUUCCAUUAGUGGCCAAUCGCAGUCAGCCGAUACGGUUGAAACUACACCAACUACAAUUACCGGUGCGCUGACUGCUGUCUCUGGUGAAGCCGAUACAAACUUUAUCGUGGCCGAUGAAACAAGUGGUUCAUGGCAAGAUACAGUGUUAAAUAACGUACACAAGUUAAAGAAUUUAACGUCUUCCAAAAAUAAGGUUUCCAAUGCUAUAAAGUUAUCAGUGCAUUUCACGAAGGAUCUCUGUGAAGCAGGCGUUGAACCAACUAUAAUCGACCCUACUAAAAUCGAGUAUGAACAAGGAUGUUUUGUUCAUGGGUUUGUUUAUAUCCAGAAUACCCUGGAUAAGCCUGUUCCAUUCGAUAUGUUUUAUGUUUUGCUCGAAGGGAAUUUUAUGAUUGAUAAUCCAAAGGAUACCAAGAACCCCAUCAUAUAUAAGAAGUUUUUGGAAAUGUUUGAUUUGAGUGCGAGUUGGAAUGAUGUUUACGUUAAUCGGUUGACUACAGACAAAUACAAGCCUUAUGUUUGUCCUUACACUGUGGAUCCAAGAGACGGAUCACAUUUGGGGAUCCAAUUGGGGAGACUUCUUCAACCGGGCGUAUUGUAUAAGCGGUUUUUCACAUUUAAAAUCCCGGAACGACUAUUGGAUAGUGAAUGUGGGAACCACACACUUUCAAGUCACAUAGAGUUGCCUCCCACAAUGGGUAUGUCACGUUUCGAAAACUAUCUGUACAAAAAUUGCAAGGUGAAAGAUUUUGCGUUUUUUGAUGCUGCUGUCUCUUACUCAGUCAUGACGAGAUUCAUUGGGAAACGGUCCUUGUACAAUGUGGAUGAGAAAUUAAAGGACAUUGACGAUACCAAGUUGAUUAAUAACAAGGGUGACGAAUUCAUCAUUCUUAAGGAAACAAAUAAUUUCAUUCGUAUUGUCCCCAAUUAUCACCCUUCAAGCCCUUCACUAGAAAGAAUGAAAUCUGUUGAACAGACUUUACUCUAUAAAAAUAUGGUGAAAAGACUUGAAGAGCAUUUGAAGAAUGGUCAGAAAUUAGUUGACUUGUUGGAACGUGGAGAAUUUGAUAAGUCAAUUCAAGUGGGUGAAUAUAUGACCCAGUCCGAGUUGGAAUUUGCAAAGUUGCGUCAAUCCUAUAACAAAAGAUGUCAUAAGGAUUUUUAUGCUGAUCAGAAGAAGGGAGAGCUGCAACAACCUCAAUAUUCUAUUAUUGUCCCUAUUACAACUCGGAAAAAGUCGUUGACAUCUUCAUUAUUGAAAAAGCCGUCGAAGAAUGAUACAGGUGGUAUGGUUGGUGUGUUAAGCUUGAACACCCCACAAGUUGAUUAUCAAAUCAAUUAUAUUGCGCCUCCACAAUUUAGAUCCCAUCAACUGUUGGAAAAGUUGACGGAUUUAAGAAAAGGCUGGCACUUAUCUAUUCCAAUUGAGUUUCAAUUUUCGGGUAGUGAAACUCUGGGCAACUACCUUCCAUCUUUCAAGCAUGUUAACGCUAGUUUGACCAUUCUUUCAUUGAAAUCCGACAGAGAACCUCUUCCACUUGAACUUAAGCAUGACUUGAUAUAUACACAACAACAGUAUCCAUCUAGAAGUGAGAUCCAAGCCAUACUAUGUGACUCACUGAAUGAUCCUGAUACGUUUGUUCUGAAUAUUCAAAAACCCUUCCAGAAGUUAUCUACACAACUAUAUAAGUAUUUGAAGGAACUUCCUACAUCAAAUUUCAAAGUGGAAUUGGAUUUGGUUAAUGAUUUGAAGCUGAUUUGCUAUACCCAUACAAAAUCCAUUAGCUUAUCUGUUAACGAUGUCUCAGUGUCUGCGAGCCCAUUAACUCCUAGUGAAAAGUUUACCACUCUGGUUGCAUCCCAAUCAUCAGCCCACUCAAGUAAAGCAAUUGAUGCAAUGAAAUGGGAAGAAGCUGAAAAGAAUGAAGUUGGCCAGACUACUAUGAGUAAGAAGUUUUAUUUGAAUGUUAAUUUGAACAGUGCUACCCUGUUAGGUUCUAAGUCAACUGCUCCCGUGAGUGAUGAUUAUACAUUGAUUCCUGAUUUCCAAUCAUGCCAGACAGCACGUUUCUAUUGUCUUAAGUUAUUAUUCGUGACUCAAGACGAUCAUACAAUUAGUGUCAAAGUCCCCGUUCAUAUUGUGAAACCUGAAUAG
Molecule: messenger RNA, 2295 nt
Organism: Lizanozyma spartinae
Lineage: Eukaryota; Fungi; Ascomycota; Pichiomycetes; Serinales; Debaryomycetaceae
Gene: BUL1
Product: Bul1p
Exons: 1
Coding region: 1-2295 (764 amino acids)
Biological process (GO): protein monoubiquitination; protein polyubiquitination
Cellular component (GO): ubiquitin ligase complex
Molecular function (GO): ubiquitin-ubiquitin ligase activity
Source: RefSeq, a predicted model, not a curated record